AUGUUACCGGAGGAAAAAUCAAAACUUCGGUUACAAGUGAUUGAUAUGUUUAAACAUGGUUUUGGUUCCUAUAUGAAAUAUGCCUAUCCGGCUGAUGAACUAAUGCCAUUAAGUUGUAAAGGCCGAUAUCGUGGUUCGGAAACAUCUCGUGGUGAUAUUGAUGAUGCUCUUGGAAAUUUUUCGUUAACACUCGUUGAUAGUUUGGAUACAUUAGCGGUACUUGGAAUGUUUGAUGAAUUUGAACAAGCCGUUCGUCAAGUUAUUCAACAUGUUUCAUUUGAUCGUGAUGUGAUUGUUUCAGUGUUUGAAACAAAUAUUCGGAUGAUCGGUGGACUUCUCGGUGGUCAUAUAUCCGCAAAAUAUGUUAAUUUACAUCAUCCACUACGUUUAUCUUGGUAUCGUGAUGAAUUAUUAGUUCUUGCUCAUGAUUUAGGUCUUCGUUUAUUACCUGCAUUUAAUACGACAAGUGGUUUACCAUUACCACGUGUUAAUCUUCGUUAUGGUAUUGAUUUAACAUUAUCAAAAAGUGAACGUGAACGUUUUACAUGUACAGCAUGUGCUGGUACAUUAAUAUUAGAAUGGGCAACAUUAUCACGUUUAACAGGAAAUUAUUUAUUUGAACAAUAUGCUGAUCGUGCUAUGACUUAUUUAUGGGAACGAAGACAUCGACAAUCAAAUUUAAUGGGUACUAUACUUAAUGUACAUUCAGGUGAUUGGAUUGUACGUGAAGCAGGCAUUGGUGCUGGCAUCGAUUCUUAUUAUGAAUAUUUAUUUAAAGCAUAUGUUUUAUUAGGAGAAUCAAAUACAGAUUAUUUAACUCGUUUUCAACAACAUUAUUCAUCAAUAAUGUCUUAUGUUCAACAAGGUGUUGCUAUGGUUAAUGUACAUAUGCAUCAACCAUAUCGUUUAGCAAAAAAUCAUAUGGAUGCAUUAUUAGCAUUUUGGCCUGGAUUACAAGUUAUGACAGGAGAUUUAAAACCAGCUGUUGAACUACAUGAAAUGCUUUAUCAGGUUGUGAAAAAACAUAAAUUUUUACCAGAAGCUUUUACUACAGAUUAUAGAAUACAUUGGAAUUCACAUCCAUUAAGACCAGAAUUUGUUGAAUCAACUUAUUUUCUUUAUAAGGCUACUGGUGAUCCUCAUUAUCUCGAAGUUGGCCGAACAAUAUUAACAAAUCUCGAAGAACAUGCUCGUGUUCCAUGUGGUUAUGCUGCUAUAUCGGAUGUUUCUACUGGUCAAAAAGAAGAUCGUAUGGAUUCAUUUGUAUUAGCUGAAACAUUUAAAUAUCUUUAUUUAUUAUUCGAUUCCAUUCCACAUCGUUAUAUGGAUAUAGAUCAAUUUAUAUUUACAACAGAAGCACAUCUUCUUCCACUUAAUUUUGGAAUGUUUAAUAUUAAUGAUACAUUAAGAAAAGAAUUUGAUAAAAAAACUUUAUUAUCAGCACAAUUAUAUGAGCAAAAAAAUCUUUCAUUGACAGAAAGAUUUAAUGAAAAUCGAGCUAAAAAUAAUCAAUGUCCAGCCAUGGAUGAUCAAUUUAAAUCACAUCAAUAUAAAGAACAAUUAAGAAGAAAUAUUCGUGGUGAUCAAGAUAUGACCGAAACAAUAACAACAACAUCAGCAAUUGAAAUGGAAAAACGAUCGAAAAAUGCAUCACAUCCUCGAUUAACUGCAUCUGAAUUUUCUGCUGGAAAUUCUCAACAUGUAAUUCAACUAUCACAUAUGGGCAUUCAAAUUCAAACAAUGACAGAUGGACGUAUUCAAUUAAUUCAUAAUUCUGCAAAUGCAGCAUCACAUGAAGAUGCUAAUAAUGGUCUGAUUUUUAUACAAGAAAUGUUAGAUUUAAUGAAAAAUACGAAUGGAUUAAGUCAAUCAUCAUCGGAAUCUAAACAUCAUUUACCAUUAACUGUUAUUCCAUUAAUAAAUUCUUCCUUAACAAAACCAAUUCGUUUCUCCGUUGGUCCUGCUCAAUUCGGACAGCAAUUACAUGGAAAACUUGGAAUCUUUGCUCAAUUAUAUGUUGCUCAACCAUUUUCGAGUUGUUCUCAUUUAUUUUCUUCUCAUCAUCUUUAUUCACGUAUUGGUAUUGUCCGUCGUGGUGAUUGUAUGUUUAUUGAAAAAGCACGUCAAUUAGAAAAUGCUCGUGCUAUGGGUGGUAUUGUUAUUGAUCAUAAUACAUCAUUAAAAUCAUCUAAUGAAGGAAUAUUUUCUAUGACUGGUGAUGGAAAUAAUAAUGUUAAUAUUCCACUAGUAUUAAUGUUUAAAGAAGAAGCAUUUCAUUUAUUACAUUUAUUAUCAAAACAACCAAAUUUAAUUGUUUAUAUUGGUGAUGAAAGAUUUUUUAAAGAAAGUUUCUAUCAACAAACAGAAAUUCUAGAAAGUCUUAUUGAACCUUUCAAUCAAACAAAUGAAAAAUGGGUCUAUGGACAAGAUAAAUGGUUUAAAAGAAAAAAUUUAUGUUCAAUUGUACCAAAAAAAUUAAAACAAUUAGAAUUAGCCAUUCAUCAACAAGAUAAUCAUGAAGAAAUUGAAGAUAUAAAUAAACUAACAGUUGCUCAAUUCGAACAUGUCAUCGAUACUGACAAUAAUAAAUCUGCUGAAGAAAUAACUUCUGAAUUAUUUGCUAGUCUUAAUUUAACCGCAGCUAAUUUUGGUGGUCAAUUAAGUAACAUUGAAACAUAUCGUUUAGCACUUGAUAAAAUGAUUCAAGCAGCGUUUGCUACAGUCAAUCAAUCAUCUCUAUCAAAUGUUUCUACUACAAAAAAACAACAAGUUGAUAUUUCAACAACAACAACAACAACGGAAGAAGAACAACAAACAUCGACGACAACAGCAACAACAACUGAUACUCGAGAAUAUACAGAAAAAAGGCCGGAGACAAAACAUAAACCUUAA
Messenger RNA from Adineta steineri, 2892 nucleotides. NCBI's taxonomy places the organism in Eukaryota, Metazoa, Rotifera, Eurotatoria, Adinetida, Adinetidae. The record is from the annotation of a GenBank genome assembly.